Molecule: messenger RNA, 2564 nt
Organism: Triplophysa rosa
Lineage: Eukaryota; Metazoa; Chordata; Actinopteri; Cypriniformes; Nemacheilidae
Exons: 13
Coding region: 198-1541 (447 amino acids)
Source: RefSeq, a predicted model, not a curated record
GUAAAAAUUAUCUCUACAAUUGGUGUGACAGCAGGAAAAGCAAACACUGUUUUGUAAAGAUUAUUAUAAAAAAUGACAUAUAUGUUUGCAUAUAGGAUAUCUUAAUGUUUCGUGAGACAAAUUUUGUGACAGCUACAAGUCGUUUCUGCAUUCUUCAGCCCAGAAAGGAGAUUUUGUGAAGGACAGGAGGGGAGAAAAUGGCAGCUGCAAGUAGCAAUGAGUUUCAGGAAUCUGCUUUAAUGACAGAAAAUCAAGAAUCACAAAAGAAUGGAUUAGAAAAAAAACUGCUGCAAAAAAACAAACACAUUGAGGACGAACAGAAUAAUCAAAAGGAGCAAAAAGAGAGACCGCGGGAGAAAGCAGUCAAGGAGCUGGAAACCAGUAAACAUCAGAUAGAGGAAAAACAUGAACCAGACCAACAGCUGAGGAAUUCAGGUGGAGUCAAACUGUUCUCCAUGUUGACUGGAAAAACAAAUAACUCUCAUAAAAGUUUUGUUUACUCUCUGAUGAACCGAGUUGAAGAUCUGAGAGAAGUUCCUAAGGUGGAUGGGAGUAACAUUGUUUUGGUUUUCUGUCCUAUUGUUUCUCGAGCUGGAACUGAUAUUGAAGCAGCAAUGAAAAUAUUUACUGACUCUACAGCAUCUAAAUUGAAAGUUCUGGUGGUGCUACAUCACACAUUUGAACAAGAGAAAACUGUACCAGAAAGCAGCAGAUGUGUCAACAGGACAGAUAUACUGACAGUAGACUGUCUGUUCUAUGAAGACACAGGAUUACUAAAGUGUCAGAGAAAUAAUGAUGCAAUAGACAAGGUUGUUGAUUGGUUAAUAGAGCAGGGGAAGACAACAGGUGUUGAAGUAUGUCAAUGUCAAAAUAGAUUAAAGGGAUUAACAUCAAGGAAAAGAUCACACAAGUCUGUGCAGGAGGAAGGUCAAUCUGAGAUAGUGGAUUUUAAAAAGAGCAAAAGUAAUGAGCCAGAGAUUUGUACAGAGGACGUCAAAGUUUGCAUUAUUUCGAGUGGAAAUACGAAUGAGUCUCACAUAAAAUUUUUCAACACUCUGAGUGCCCGCAUUAAAUCUCUGAAGGAAGUUCCUACAGUAGAUGAGAGUCACGUUGUUUUGGUUUUCUGUCCUGUUGUGUCUCGAGCUGGAACUGAUAUAGAAGCAGCACUGAAGAUAUUUGACGACUCCACAGCCUCUAAGAUGGUGGUUCUAGUGGUGCUACAUCACACAUUUGAACAAGAGAAAACUGUACCAGACAGCAGCAGAUGUGUCAACAGGACAGAUAUACUGACAGUGGACUGUCUGUUCUAUGAAGACACGGGAUUACUGGAGUGUCAGAAAAAUGAUGAGGCUAUCGACAAAGUUGUGAACUGGUUAAUACAGCAGGGAGAGACAGCGGGAGUUAAAGUUUGUCCAUGUCAAAGCAUAUUUCAGCAGAGCAUUACGUUGGCCAGAUUUUACACAGGUAAACACACUUGCUCAAUACUGAAAUCUAUAUGUAGGUAUAUUACACAACAUAAAAUAAAAAUAAAAGUUUUGUGAGGUCAUAGUUUGGGUUGAGAAGUAAUGUGAAUAGUGUAAGGAUAUCACUUACUGUAAAACGUCAAAGAUAUAAAAUUGUAAUUCUGUGUUGCUAGCAGUGUAUUGUGUGUUUCUAAACAGAUGAAGGGGGAGUCUUAGUGUUCUAAUAUGUAUUUAUUUACAGUAUACAAGUAUUUGAAACUGUUAUGGUUCUGUUUUGUUCUUUUUUGGUUUUGUUUAAGUUUCAUUAUGUUCCUUAGUUUCUCUGUUCAUUGAUUAAUUUGAUUCCAUUAUAAGUUCUUCUUAUUAUGUUAAUUAGCCCCUCCUCUGUUUCCUUGAUUGCCCUUUUAUUACUUUUCCUGCUGCAUACUGUACGUCCUUUGGCUGUUCUGGUUUUGUUUUGGUCAGUGUGCCUGUUUUGUUUCUCCAGUGUUCCUGGGUUUCUGCAGUCAAAAAUACUAGAUUUUAGGUUUACCUUUCUUCCUUUUCUUGUGGAUUAUACACACAGCUGUUACAGAAACAAACUCCAUACAGAUUUGUGUUGCUUGGCAGAGGAAACACUGAGUUCCCGCAAUGGCCGAGUAUACAAAAGUAUUACGAAUCUAAUUUGUUAUAAUGAUGCUGUAAUUUUUCUCCACAGUGGAUGAAACCAGGAUAUUCAAGGGGUAAUCAUUAAGGAUGGUUUCACAGAAUAACAUGGAGGUUUAGGAAUUAUCUUUUGUUACACCAUCAUUCAGAAGAUCCUGUGACUGACAGCUAUAUGUAAAUCAACUCAUGCUGAGAUGUCAACACAUAUUAGCUGCUUGUUGUGAUUCACACAUGGCAUUGUGUUCACGUGACUUAAUUGGUAGCAGUGCAAAAGGUUGUGGGUUCAAAUCCCAGGGAACACACAAAGCCUAAUCGAAAAAUGUAUGAAUUGAUUACACUGUAAUUUAGGAUAAAAGUGUCUGUCAAAUGUGUUAAUAAAAAUAGUGCUAAAAUUGUCAAAGGUAUUUGGUUGAAUUACUCCUUACGUGAUUGUACUUUAAGUAGUCUAUUCAUUUA